Messenger RNA from Bicyclus anynana (squinting bush brown), 1270 nucleotides. RefSeq names its product glyoxylate reductase/hydroxypyruvate reductase-like. Gene Ontology annotation, cellular component: cytosol. The transcript is spliced from 7 exons. Lineage: Eukaryota; Metazoa; Arthropoda; Insecta; Lepidoptera; Nymphalidae. The coding region runs from base 231 to 1205 and encodes 324 amino acids. The record is from RefSeq and is a predicted model, not a curated record. Gene Ontology annotation, molecular function: hydroxypyruvate reductase [NAD(P)H] activity; NAD binding; glyoxylate reductase (NADPH) activity.
CAUUAUAAUUUAUAGCUAGAAUCUAUAGAAACUGAUAAGAAUCAACUUCAAUUUUAAGAGUGAUUAUCUUAAAUACACAUGACACAACUGAACAUAAUAACAUAGUAGGCGGAACAGUGAGGUUAUCUUUUAGACGUUUAGUGAAAUAGGUACCGUACCUACUUUUUAUCAAUAGAUAAAUCAAUUAAUUUAAAUACAUAUUCAAGUAAUAAAGUAUUUUCCCAUAAAAUAUGGCAUUGAAACGCGUCCUGAUUGUAAACAAGACAUACCCUGAAGCGGGAAUAAAGUUAUUAAAAACCAAAUUAGAACCUGUCAUAAUACCACAUUUGGAUCAUGAGUCUGAAAGUAUCUUGGAAAUAAAAAAAGAAAUAGCUACUGGCUUUGAUGCUUUAAUAUGGAACACUAAACAUCGGCUUACGGGAGAAAUAUUGGAUUUGGCAGGUCCGAGACUAAAAGCCGUAUCAACAAUGGCGUCUGGAAUAGACCACAUUGAUGUUAAUGAAAUAGUAAAACGUAAUCUAACUCUGGGGAAUACACUCAACGUGUUAGACGAUGCAGUAGCUGAUAUUACUGUGGGACUUCUUAUAGGUGCUGCAAGACGUUUUAAAGAAGGAAUUAGAGAAUUGGAAAGUGGAGAAUGGAAGUUUGGUGUGCAGUGGAGCCUUGGACAGGAUAUAGCAAGAAGUACAGUGGGCAUUGUUGGACUUGGAGGUAUUGGUCAGGCCAUUGUCAGAAGAUUGAAAGGGUUUGAUGUGGCAAAGUUCAUUUACAGUGGUCGCACUGAUAAACCUGAAGCUAAGGCAUUGGGAGCAGAGCGCGUGUCUUUGGAGCAAUUGCUAAAAGAAAGUGACUUUGUCAUACUAUGUUGUCCUUUAUCAAAAGAUACUAAGCAUUUGAUUAACUCUGAGACUUUGAAAAUUAUGAAAACUACUGCUGUACUAGUGAAUAUCGGCAGAGGAGGGUUAAUCGAUCAAAAGGCACUUUACGAUGCCUUAAAAGAUGGUCAAAUUUUCUCUGCAGGCCUUGAUGUAACUUCACCAGAACCGUUACCUAAAGAUGAUCCACUCAUAUCUUUGCCAAACUGCUUUAUAAUUCCCCAUCUAGGCAGCGCCACUGUGGAAACUAGAAAUGCCAUGGCGUGUAUAGCAGCAAACAAUAUACUUUUAGCUCUUGAUGGAAAACCUAUGUUAUAUCCUGUAUUCUAAUUAUAUUUUUAUCUAAUUAAAGCAAUUGUUAUUGUAUGAAAAAUAAACUGGAAUAUUGUUACAGA